AUGGCCAUGAGGUCGAUCCUGUUUUUUGGUGCCCUUUUUGGGCAUAUCUACUGUCUAGAAACAUUUGUGGGAGACCAAGUUCUUGAGAUUGUACCAAGCAAUGAAGAACAAAUUAAAAAUCUGCUACAAUUGGAGGCUCAAGAACAUCUCCAGCUUGAUUUUUGGAGAUCACCCAGCACCCCAGGGGAGACAGCCCACGUCCGAGUUCCCUUUGUCAGCGUUGAGGCAGUCAAAGCAUUCUUGGAGUCCCAGGGAAUUGCCUAUUCCAUCAUGAUUGAAGAUGUGCAGAUUUCCCAAGAAAUGGAUAACCUCGUGGCUGAGCACCCUGGUCUAGUGAGCAAAGUGAAUAUUGGCUCUUCUUUUGAGAAGCGGCCUUUGAACGUGCUCAAGUUCAGCACCGGAGGAGACAAGCCAGCUAUCUGGCUGGAUGCUGGGAUCCAUGCUCGAGAGUGGGUUACACAAGCUACGGCACUUUGGACAGCAAAUAAGAUUGCCUCUGAUUAUGGAAAGAACCCAUCCAUCACUUCCAUUCUGGACACCCUGGAUAUCUUCCUCCUGCCAGUCACAAACCCUGAUGGAUACGUGUUCUCUCAAACCAAAAAUCGUAUGUGGCGGAAGACCCGGUCCAAGGUAUCUGGAAGCCUCUGUGUUGGUGUGGAUCCUAACCGGAACUGGGAUGCAGGUUUUGGAGGACCUGGAGCCAGCAGCAACCCUUGCUCUGAUUCAUACCAUGGACCCAGUGCCAACUCUGAAGUUGAAGUGAAAUCCAUAGUGGACUUCAUCAAGAGUCAUGGAAAAGUCAAGGCCUUCAUUACCCUCCACAGCUAUUCCCAGCUGCUGAUGUUCCCCUACGGGUACAAAUGUACCAAGCCAGAUAACUCUGAUGAGCUGAGUGAAGUGGCCUAAAAGGCUGCCCAAUCUCUGACAAGCCUGCAUGGCACCAAGUACAAAGUGGGACCAAUCUGCUCUGUCAUCUACCAAGCCAGUGGAGGAAGCAUUGACUGGUCCUAUGAUUACGGCAUCAAGUACUCAUUUGCCUUUGAACUGAGAGACACAGGGCACUAUGGCUUCCUCUUGCCAGCCCAUCAGAUCCUUCCCACAGCUGAGGAGACGUGGCUUGGCUUGAAGGCAGUUAUGGAGCAGGUGCUAGACCACCCCUAUUAGGGCCCUGAGGAAGAAACAAGAGCCAUUAAAAUCUCUUUGGUUUGAAG
Molecule: messenger RNA, 1211 nt
Organism: Rhinopithecus roxellana (golden snub-nosed monkey)
Lineage: Eukaryota; Metazoa; Chordata; Mammalia; Primates; Cercopithecidae
Gene: CPA2
Product: carboxypeptidase A2
Biological process (GO): proteolysis
Molecular function (GO): metallocarboxypeptidase activity; zinc ion binding
Source: RefSeq, a predicted model, not a curated record